This is a messenger RNA of Sitodiplosis mosellana (orange wheat blossom midge), 2627 nucleotides long. RefSeq names its product GMP synthase [glutamine-hydrolyzing] (gene bur). The record is from RefSeq and is a predicted model, not a curated record. Gene Ontology annotation, biological process: GMP biosynthetic process. NCBI's taxonomy places the organism in Eukaryota, Metazoa, Arthropoda, Insecta, Diptera, Cecidomyiidae. The coding region runs from base 312 to 2321 and encodes 669 amino acids. The transcript has 10 exons. Gene Ontology annotation, molecular function: ATP binding; GMP synthase (glutamine-hydrolyzing) activity; GMP synthase activity. Gene Ontology annotation, cellular component: cytosol.
GGAUUCAUUGAGAGAAAUAGCAUGAACCGUCGCCGUUUUGCCCAUUUGUGACAAACACACAUAGCAGAAAAAAAAGUUUGGUUAUUUUCGACAGCAGUAGAGCAAUAGAAGCAGCACUAUUAUAUUGGCAUUCGCGACUUUUCGUCAUUAGAAUAGUCAUUUUUCCGCUUUUGUACCGAAUAUACACUUAUCAAAUUUGCAAAAGUCGGAUUAACAUUUUUUUUGACACAUUUUAAAGUAACAACCAAUUCAACUGAAGAAAAAGACGUCAACUCUGUGUGUGGACAAGCAAUUAAAUCACUUAAAUUAUCAUGGAAAAAGUUAGUUCUGUCGCUAUUUUAGAUGCAGGAGCACAGUAUGGAAAGGUAAUCGACAGACGUGUUCGUGAGCUAAAUGUUUCAUCAGAAAUAUUGCCACUCGAUACGAUGGCGUCAGAAUUGCGUGACUAUAAAGCAAUUAUUAUUUCGGGUGGCCCAAACAGUGUUUACGAUGACAGUGCACCGCAGUAUGAUGCCGAUAUAUUCAAGUUGGGCAUCCCAAUAUUGGGAAUAUGCUAUGGUAUGCAAAUAAUUGCCAAAGAAUUUGGCGGUGAAGUUCGGAAAAAGGAGGUACGUGAGGAUGGACCAACUGAAGUCGAUGUGGAUUCAAAAUGCCCACUAUUUGAUAAUUUAGAGAAACAACAACAAGUUUUAUUGACGCAUGGCGACAGCAUUACCGAAACUGGCGAUCGAUUGAGACUUUGUGCAUUGUCAGCAAGUCAAGUGAUUGCCGGCGUGUGGAAUGAGGAAUUUCGUGUUUUUGGCGUUCAAUUCCAUCCAGAGGUUGAUAUAACCACAAAUGGUCAGCAAAUGUUGCGUAAUUUCUUGAUGAAAAUCUGUGGAAUGAUGCCAAACUUUACAAUGGAGUGCCGUAAGGAGAGUUGUAUGAAAUAUAUUCGCGAAAAGGUCGGAACAAGCCAAGUUUUGGUGCUGGUUAGCGGCGGUGUCGAUUCGACCGUGUGUGCCGCAUUGCUAACACGUGCUCUGAAUCCAAAUCAAAUCCACGCGGUUCAUAUUGAUAACGGGUUUUUGCGAAAAGAUGAGAGCAAGGAAGUCAAAGAAUCUCUCAACCGAUUGGGUUUGAAUAUUAUCGUCAAAAGUUGCUUCUACAAGUUUUUCAAAGCAACAACCACGGUGCGAAAAGCCAAUUCAACGUACAACACUGAAACUCCAAUGCUUUGUUUCGCCAUUAAUCCGGAAGAAAAGCGUAAAAUUAUUGGCGACACAUUUUUAAAAAUUGCCAACGAAACUAUGCGCGAGUUGAAUUUGGAUCCAAAGAAUGUGUUCCUAGCACAGGGAACACUGCGGCCAGAUUUAAUUGAAUCAGCAUCAGAUUUGGUUAGCAAGAAUGCUGACACUAUAAAAACGCAUCACAACGACACCGAACUCGUUCGUCAACUGCGUGCUGCUGGACGUGUGGUUGAGCCACUGAAAGAUUUUCACAAAGAUGAAGUGCGUAAGCUUGGCCGUGACCUUGGCUUACCAGAUGCUUUGGUCGAUCGACAUCCAUUUCCAGGACCUGGUUUGGCUAUACGAAUUUUGUGCGCAUCAGAACCAUACAUGGAAAAAGAUUUCGCUGAAACUCAGGUUAUUGCUCGUGUAAUUGCCGAAUACUAUUCCAAGUCACACAAAAAUCAUGCACUACUCAACCGUGUUACGAACGCAACCACACCAGCUGAACAAGCGGCAUUGGAAGAAAUUUCGAAGAAAAUGAAAAUCACUGCAACUUUACUGCCAAUUCGAAGUGUUGGUGUACAGGGUGACUCCAGAUCGUAUAGCUACGUUCUAGGUCUAUCGACGGAAGAUACACCUGAUUGGAAAGACAUGCUAUUCUUGGCCAAACUUAUCCCGCGCAUUUUACAUAAUAUCAAUCGUGUUUGCUACAUUUUCGGUGGUUCAGUUCAGUUCCCGAUCAGCGAUAUUACUGAAACGAAGAUUAGCAAAUAUUCAUUGGCCCAGCUAAGGCAAGCCGAUCACUUGGCGAAUUCAAUUUUACACUCGAGUGACUGUAUGUCAAAAAUUUCACAAAUGCCUGUCGUGUUGAUACCAAUUCACUUUGAUCGCGACCCAGUCAAUCGAAUCCCAUCGUGCUCUCGUUCGAUCGUUCUGAGACCAUUCGACACAAAUGAUUUCAUGACCGGUGUUCCGAUAGUUCCGGGAUCAGACAAAUUGCCGCAAAUGGUCAUAGACAAAAUGGUGCGAGCGAUUUCCGGAAUUGAUGGCAUAACUCGUGUUCUGUACGAUUUGACUUCAAAACCACCAGGCACCACUGAAUGGGAAUAGAAUAUUGCGAUAUUGCGUUUUUUCUGUUAAUUAAUAUAAAAUCGAAGAUGCAUUUUCACGUGAAAAUAAGUUGAUAUUAUAACUUAUUUAUGAAAGGCUGACAAAUUUGGUCAUUAAGUGAACAGAGUAAUGAAAUGUAUGACAUUGAUGUGGAAAAAGAAAUCGAUGAUAAAAAAAACUUAUCAUUUCAAGUAACAAAAUAAUUGAACAAAGUAAAUACAAACCAACUGCUGCAAACCAAUUGUCGAGUCAGCAAUUUCCCAAUUAUCUGAUGCUAACCAAUAAACAUUAUUUUAUUACCAUAAA